Caenorhabditis auriculariae is the source of this 2821-nucleotide messenger RNA. Lineage: Eukaryota; Metazoa; Nematoda; Chromadorea; Rhabditida; Rhabditidae. The record is from the annotation of a GenBank genome assembly.
AUGAGCGCAAAGAAAUGUGCCAGAGAAGAAUGUGGUAAAUCCGUCUACCCGGUAGAGGAACUGAAAUGUCUUGACAAGGUUCAUUUUCCAGAGGAUGAAGUAUUUUGAUUGAAAAUUUUCAGGUCUGGCACAAACAGUGCUUCAAAUGUUCUGUGUGCGGCAUGACACUCAACAUGAAGAACUACAAAGGCUACGAUAAAAAACCUUAUUGCGAACCGUGUGUUUUCAUACAUUACACAUGUCCCUUAUAAUGUCCAAAAACUUCAUUUUUUCAAACCUAGAACUUCUGACAGUUUUUUUUCUUGUUUUAGUUUUCCGCUUUGAAAAAACUCACAUACCGAUGUUUAACAUUAUUCCAAAAAGUGCUGAGUUUCUUCAAGAAGGCUUGAAUUUUCUCAAUCGCUCAUAUUUUUUUCUAGAAAAAAGAAAAUCAAGAGAAACUAUUUCGGGAAAGGAAAAUAACGGAUAUAAUCUGAGAAUCGGAGCGAAUCGACAGUGUGUCCAAGCAUCAAUAUUUUUGUCCUUUUUUCAGUCACUACCCGAAAACGGUCGCGUCGGUGGUAACGGACACUCCUGAAAUGCGGCGGAUCGUGGAAAAAUACAAAAAAAUCAGAGCAAUGUGAGUUUUUUUUUCCCCCUUUUCUCAGAUAUCUAUUAUUAAGUGUUUUAUUAAAACCAGAUUGGUAUUGCGAUAUAUUAGGUUAUUGAUCCUUCAUGGCCGGAUAAUUUUAGUUAAGUGUCUUUUAAAAAAAUCAUAACUCUUGUAAUUUUUUUAAAAAUUGGAAAAAGUUCAAGUACCUGAAAAAAAUUUUUUUUUACAUUAUUUUGAAACCAAAUUUCACCUAGACUUCUCAUUUUCAAAGAAAAAAACUGUUUUUUUCCUCUUUAAAGUUUCAUGCAGUUUUUUUUAAACUUAUUGCUAUAAUUUUCUUUUAUCCUGUCGGUUAUAAAUUGUAACGCAUCGGUACUCUAAUAAUCGAAUUUUUUAAUCGAAACUCUGGUGAAGCAGUUUGAUUUCACGAUCUCGGUUCUGAUCGAUUGAUUUUUUUGCUUCACUCGAACUCCCAUAAAAAAUCGUGCUGGCCUUAGGGGCGGACAUUACAGCGAGCAGAUUCGGAGUGGAUUCCUGGUUCUUUCUCCCCCGCCGGCUAUUUCUGCUCAGCUAACUCGUUGUAAAGAUCGCCUCGCGUGGAAAAUUCGGGAUAAAAAGCAGCUUUAAACUUCUCUCAAUCUUUCAAUGACUCACUUUUUUGUAUUGAAAAACAGAAACAGAGAAUUUAAUACGAUUGAUGAUGGGCCAUCGUCAGGCUUUAUCGAAAAACACAAUGAUUGAAUGAAUGCAUCGUCGACAGACUGUAGUCACCCUGCUUUGUGUCGUUCAAAUAGUUGAAAUCGGAAAUAUUCAGAUCAAAUACCAUGCUGAAUACGAGAAGAUGAGAGGAACGAAGAUUGAAAUUGCGGACGACCCAGAACUCGAGAGACACAAGAAAAACACACAGGUUGGGUCUAGGAUAUGAAGAUCAAGUUCAAAGAAAGAAACCAGUUAUGCGUGAAGUUUUAGAUAAGAAAGGUUAAAUAAUUUUCGAUUUCUUCUUACAACAAAAAAUACGUCUAAAUAUUCUUUUUUCUUUCUUUUUACCAGUUGAUAAAACAAAGUUUGACCUCCAUUACUUUAUUCUUUUCAUCUCCCCUUUUCCGUUUCAUUUAAAAAGCUGAGCUUUCAGACAGCUUCGAAUGUUCAGUACACGGGUGAGUUGGACAAGAAAAAGCGUCAAGAACAAUUCCGACCGAAGGAAGUUUCCGGCGAUGCUAACGGUACGUUUUCGUUUAUCUCGCAGUUUCUUGUAAAAUUAACAAGGAAAAAGCCGCAAUAAAAAGUUCAAAAGGAGACGUUACGUUCCGGAUCGAGCGUGUUGUGGAACUCACACUUGCUGUGCAUGGGGCGACAGAACUAGUUUCAUACGUUAAUGCCGACGUACCAGAUGAAAAGACUUUUUCGAUUCCAGUCAUCGUUUUAUCUAAGGCUUAAAUCUUUCCUUCUUUUCCCUCACUUUGCAAUUCUGUGCUCACAUGGGAUAGGCAGAACAUGCGUCAACCAAACAUUUUUGAUACAAAAAUUAUAUUUGAAAUCCUUCUUUCAAACUUUCGAUUUUUUUUAAAAGUUCAUAUUUUCUCUCAGUCAUAUCAGUAACUCAAAUUUAGAGUUAAAAGCUCUAGAUGCUGAUUCGAAACUACAGACAAAUUCGUAGAAAACUUUAUGGUAAACUAGAAAAGACUAUUGGAUGAACUCGUCAAGUGUGAUAAUAAUUACCUCUCUCUCAGAGAUUUCAGUGAUGUGAGUCUUUUUUUGACCCUGGCAAUACUAUCUCAUGUAGGGCCUUGUCUUGUUCCAAUAUUUCUUGUCGAUUGUUGCGUCCCGUCGUUCUAUUUUGUUUUUCAGUUUUGAUAGAUUUCUCAGACUUUUUUGAUUUUUUCAAGUGUUUUUCUAAUCCAGCCUUCUAUCGGACCUCAUCUCACUAUUCGCCCUUCCCUUCUAACUUCUCUCGAGUACUUUUCUGCAAGAAACUAACUUAUUUUCACACGUGUGUGUGUUUUGUAGGAACUUCUGUAAUCGUCUCUCUUCUUUUCUUCUUCUUUUUGUCCGUCGUCUUCGGCUAACUCAACUCGAACUGAAGGCUCCUGUCAAAGACCUACUGGUUCAGGCAAAGUGGCCGCGGUCGCCACGGCGGCUCCUCUCCAAGAACAGCCAGCAACGGCUCCGCCUGUGUCCGAAGAAGUCAAAAAGACCAAGAAAGUUGUCAAGAAGAAGCCUGCACAGUAA